Messenger RNA from Gregarina niphandrodes, 462 nucleotides. RefSeq lists its product as hypothetical. Bases 1 to 462 code for a protein of 153 amino acids. The transcript has a single exon. The record is from RefSeq and is a predicted model, not a curated record. Lineage: Eukaryota; Apicomplexa; Conoidasida; Eugregarinorida; Gregarinidae.
AUGGCGGCGGACAGUUCCAUGGCUCUGUUGGACACGUCGUUGUUGGGUGACAUGAGUAGUGUGUACACGCAGCAGGGUAUGGUUGAGGGCAGCAACGCUCUGGUGAUGCCGAUGCGGCGCUCAAAGAAGGCGGCCAAGCCUCCUGCGCUGGAGAAGGUGAAAAAGCAACUGACGAAAAGGUCGCUUCGCGCACAUGCUAAAAUGGAAGAAAAGGCGCGACUCAAGAGACUCACAAAGUGCCUCCAGACGCCAGUUGUCCUGACGGCAGAACAAAACAAAGGAAUCAAUCUACUCAGCAGACUCAUGGAUGCCAAGUCGCUGAACAACGAAACUUUCGAAUCGAUAUAUAACGAAGCUGUGCAACUUGGAAUUCAAAUGCCCGACGCCGUCCGGAAACGACAUGAAAAAAUUCAACAAAUUCUUAUGCGUCGAAAAGAAGAAGAGGACCAAGACAUGAUGUAA